This is a messenger RNA of Drosophila takahashii, 7204 nucleotides long. RefSeq names its product plexin B (gene PlexB). Gene Ontology annotation, biological process: semaphorin-plexin signaling pathway involved in axon guidance; regulation of cell migration; sensory neuron axon guidance. Gene Ontology annotation, cellular component: plasma membrane; semaphorin receptor complex. Lineage: Eukaryota; Metazoa; Arthropoda; Insecta; Diptera; Drosophilidae. The record is from RefSeq and is a predicted model, not a curated record. Gene Ontology annotation, molecular function: protein binding; semaphorin receptor activity.
GUUAGGCCUGCUCUAGGACUAUUAGUGUACACACUAAGCGUUGCUCUGGAAAUUUUGUAUAAAUAACAUUUGCUUACCCUGACAAAAUACUGUUUAUUACGUCGAACAAGCGAUCUUUUAAAAAUCGGAAGUACCACCAAGAACAAUAUCAAUAUAAAUUAUUGCUUUAAAUGUACUACAUUGAAAAAUAAAUAAAAUACGUAUCGGUUAAAUAAAAAAUUAAUUUGCCUGUAUGUUCGAUCCUUUUGGAAAAUCAUACUGACAAAAGAACUGAAAAUGUAAUUUUUUAAAAUGUUAUGGAAAAUUGAUGUUCAAAAGUUAUUCAAAAAACAAUAAUAAAUAUGCAGCGAAAAGAAUUUUAUUGUGCGGACUAUCUACAAAUGAUUUAUGGGCUGUGCAUUAUUACCUUACUCAGUUCGCAACAUCAUUCCGUAAACUGCGCCAAGGAAAUGCCGGCUCAGAUGUCUUCUCCGUCAAAUGACAUCGUUGCCCAGUUUAACCUGCCUUCGAUAACGGCCCCAUUAACAGCACCCAGCUAUGGAAAUCGCUCAAAAGGAAAUAAUAUUGAAAUUGGUGGAGACUCUCAAUCUAAGAACUAUUUUACGCAUAUGAGCUUUGAUUUUAUGCACAAUGUCUUAUUUGCGGGUGCAACAAAUAAAAUACUUAAACUGAACGAAAACCUUCGUGUGCUGUCUGAGGCCGUAACUGGACCCGUAAAUGAUUCACCGCAAUGCCAUGCCGGAGGCUGCCCGGAGGACAUAGAGACAUCGCUGGUCAACAAUUAUAAUAAAAUUCUCGUAGUAAGCUACGCUCAGGACGGCAUUCUUAUAUCGUGUGGUAGCAUUCGACAAGGAGCCUGUGAAAUUUAUAGCCUGCCACGCUUUCCAUCAACUCCUCAGUUUUUCGCAGUUCCAUUGGCUGCUAAUGAUGAAAAUGCAUCCACAUAUGCGUUUGUAGGUCCUGCUAGAUAUUCAUGGAAAGAAGAGGAUAUUUUAUAUGUGGGAACCACAUUUACUAACGUUGGUGACUAUCGCCAUGAUGUGCCAGCUAUUUCUUCCCGUCGGCUAGAUGAUUUAAACUACGCAGAGUUCUCAAUACAGCAGUCUAUUAUAAAUAUCGAUGUCAAAUAUCGGGAUCAUUUUUUGGUUGAUUAUGUUUAUGGCUUUAAUUCUUCUGAAUAUGCAUACUUCAUUAUAGUUCAAAAAAAAUCGCAUUUAGCUGAUGAAGCGGGUUAUGUAACCCGUUUGGCACGUAUAUGUAUCACAGAUCCCAAUUAUGACAGUUAUACUGAAAUAACAGUUCAAUGUACGGCAACUGAAAACCAUGUUGACUACAAUAUACUACGCGAUGCUAAAGUAACGCCGGCAAGCCAAAAAUUAGCUCAGAAAAUGGGCAUAAAAAAAGAUGAUCAUGUGUUAGUAACUGUUUUUUCGCCUUCGAAAGAGAUAAGCGAUCAACCAGAAAGCAAAUCGGCUAUGUGCAUUUAUAGCAUAAAAGAUAUUGAAGACAUGUUUAUUGAAAAUAUUCAUCUGUGCUUUAAUGGAACCAUAAAGGAUCGAAAUUUGGGUUACAUUUCCGGCACUAUUAAUGAUGGCCGAUGCCCUAUAGUUGGCUCGCUCGGUAACAUUUACAACUUCUGUUCUGUAGGACUUAAGAUAAGCGGAGUAUCUCCCAUAACUUCACAUGCUCUCUUUCAUUUUGAUAAUGUCUCCGUUACGUCAGUGACUGCAACUUCAACAACUGAUCAACAGCAUUCUCUUGCUUUUCUUGGAACAGACAUGGGAAUAAUCAAAAAAGUACUAUUAUCUGGUCAAAGCCCAGGAGAGUACGAAGAAAUAGUUGUGGAUGCUGGAAAUCGUAUUCUACCGAAUACUAUGAUGUCGCCCAAAAAAGAUUUCCUUUACGUUCUAUCUCAACGUAAAAUAACUAAGCUGAGAAUUGAGCACUGCUCUGUGUACACAAAUUGUUCAGCUUGCUUGGAGUCUCGAGAUCCCUUUUGUGGAUGGUGUUCUUUGGAAAAACGGUGCACAGUUCGGUCAACUUGUCAGCGAGAUACAUCAGCAUCACGAUGGCUUUCACUGGGCAGUGGUCAGCAGUGCAUUGAGUUCGAAUCAAUUAUCCCAGAGAAAAUACCAAUUACUGAGCUAGCUCAACUGCAUUUAAUAAUUCGAACAUUGCCGGAACCCUUUAAUGCAAAGUACCGAUGUGUCUUCGGAAACUCUACUCCCAUUGAUGCUGAGAUUCUGGACAAUGGACUUGGUUGUGCCACGCCCCCUCUAGAUGAAAGACCAGUAAUACCAACUAAUACUGAUCAUGUUUUGGUGCCCUUGUCAGUACGAAGCUCAGAGACAAAUAAGGACUUUGUAUCAAGAUAUUUUGCAUUUUUUGACUGUUCGCAUCAUGGCAAUUGUCAGGAAUGUCUGCACAGUUCAUGGGGCUGCAACUGGUGCAUUUUUGACAAUAAGUGUGUCCACAAAUCAUUGCAAUGUCGUAAUGUAGAAACUGCUGUAAGUACGGUUGGUCAAUGCCCACAUUUGAAAAAAAAUCGACCGGCGAUUCUUUUACCGGUGCGGGUGCCGAAAGAAAUUCGGCUUGAGAUUGAAAACUUACCAAAACCCAAAAGCGCUCACGCCGGUUUUUUAUGUACAAUACAUAUUGAAGCCGCUCAGAUGUUAUUGCCUGCGCACAUUGAGUCGAACAAGAUAGUUGUGUGUGAAAAAACACCGUAUUUCUACGAAACUAAUACACAUGAAUAUAAGGCAAAAGUUGUAGUUACAUGGAAUUUCCAGCACUAUGUCGACACUGCAGUUGUUACAUUAUACAAGUGCGACGUACUGGGCUCACAUAGGGAUCAUGCUGAUUGCAGUUUGUGUGUCACUCGUGAUCCAAAAUAUCAAUGUGCCUGGUGCAGGAACUCAUGCGUAUAUAAUGAGACUUGCCUAGCAGACAAUGAUCGUUCUAUCAGCGCAGGAUCUAAAACAGCUAUAGAAAACGAGUGCCCUCUACCAAGGAUCGAUAUUAUUAAACCGUUAUCUGGACCUAUUGAGGGUGGUACUCUUAUUACAAUCGAAGGCAGUAAUUUGGGUAUUCGCGAAGAAGAUGUGCGUGGGAAAAUAUUUAUCGGAUCUGUGCCUUGUGAACUAGUGAACUACCAAAUAUCCGUAAAGAUUGAAUGCCGCACUGGAGCUGUGAUGUAUGAAAUGUCAGCACCGAUAAAAGUGGCAAAUGAUGCAGGGUAUACUGAAUCUAGUGUACAGUUUCAUUUUAAAAAUGUGUUGUUAACAGGAUUAUAUCCCACUAUCGGACCCAGGUCGGGGGGCACACAGUUGUCCUUAAUAGGAAAGUUUUUGAACAUUGGAUCAAGUAUGCGUGCAUUUUUAGAUGAGUAUGAGUGUCACAUAAAUGUUACACAAGCUUCGUCAUCCCAAGUUAGUUGUACUACAUCAGAGGCGACCCAGCCAGAACCAAUUCGGUCCCUCCACCUGGUUAUUGAUGGUGCCAACCGAACAUUAGAAUGCCUAAUAUCAGCAACAAGCACGGCCAGUAAAAAUCCGACCCGAAAUAAUUUUUCUUCUUAUCAAUUCCGUACUCCACCACGGCAGCCCUGUUCCAUUUUUAACUAUACCCAGGACCCGCGAAUAAUGCAAAUCAAGCCUCUACGCAGUUUUGUAAGUGGUGGUCGCGUCCUGACUGUUCAUGGAAUAUAUCUUGAUUCAAUUCAAAAACCUGAGCUUGAGGUUUUUUUUGACAACGAAAGAGUAAACAAAACGUCUUGCAUUGUAAUUAAUUCAAAUCAAAUGGAAUGCCCAUCUCCUCCAGUAAAUCAUAAAUUUCAGACUUUUAAAAAUACCAACAGAAUACUGAAUUCGGAAUUUGGCUUUAAAAAUUCUUCUCAAAUAACUGAAAGUGGGCUUCAAAAUGAAUUGGUUAGGGAGAAACGAAGGGCAAACUUAGUGGACAACUUUCAUAUAUACACUACAGGAGGAACUGCGUCUAGCUAUUUCGUCAAUAAUAAUAUGGAUGUCACAACUUUUGUAAAGGUCCAUGAAACUCAACUAAAUUUACAACUUAGUUUUGUAAUGGAUAAUGUACCGCUUGUUCGAGACUUGAAUAAAUAUUUUCAUGAUAUAAGGAGCACUAUUGUUUAUUUAGCCGAUCCCAAAUAUUUGCCAUUUCCAAACGACGGCAUUAAACUCUAUAAGGGUGAUAGCUUGGUAAUCGAAGGCGAGCUUCUAAAUUUGGCAGCUGAUGAAUACGACGUUAAUGUAACCAUUGGUACUACUCAAUGCAAUAUUACCAGCCUCGCACUAACUCAACUUUUGUGCAUUCCCCCGGAGCAACAACCACUGCCAACUGACGAAAAUGGUGUUGAUCAAUCGACGGAUUUACCGCUAGUUGUGGUUAAAGUAGGAAGAAAUCUACGGUUCGUUAUAGGAUAUCUGAAAUAUGACUUGAAUAAACCCUAUGUUUUUUCUCAUGCCUUGUUUGUCGUUAUGUUAACAGUGGCAGUAGUUGUCAUUGUUUUGGUUAUUGUACUAAUAAUAUUCAGGAGGAGAUCAACACAGGCAGAACGAGAGUACAAACGCAUUCAGAUUCAAAUGAUUACCUUGGAAAGCAACGUACGUUCCGAGUGUAAACAAGCAUUUGCUGAGCUUCAAACAGACAUGACCGAUCUAACAGCGGACUUGGAGAGCACCGGUAUACCUACGUUAGAUCAUGUUAACUAUAUUAUGAAGGUGUUCUUUCCUGGAGUAUCAGAUCAUCCUAUUCUAAAUUCCCCGAAAUAUCGUGGAAGUAACCAACACACUAACUAUGAUGCAGCCAUGAUGCAAUUUGAGCAACUGAUUGGUAACAAAUAUUUUUUGCUAAUGUUCAUAGAAACUUUAGAGGCUCAACGAUCGUCUUUCUCAAUUCGCGAUCGUGUUAACGUCGCCUCAUUGCUUAUGAUUGUGCUAAUGAACAAAAUGGAAUAUGCAACGGAAAUUUUGAAGUCUCUUUUAUUACGAUUAAUUGAUAAAUCGCUUGCUAGCAAGCAUCCUCAGCUAAUGCUACGACGCACUGAAAGCGUAGUUGAAAAAAUGUUAACCAACUACUUAGCAAUUUGUAUGUACGAUUACCUAAAAGAAUACGCUGGAUCGAAUUUAUUUUUGCUAUUUAAGGCAAUUAAACAUCAAAUUGAAAAGGGUUUGGUAGAUGCAAUAACCAACGAUGCUCGUUACUCACUUUCGGAAGAACGUCUUUUGCACGAACAAGUUACACAUUCUGUUGUAAUAUUGCACAUUUUACAAGACGAUCUUGAUGAAAAAGUCCAAUGUCGCGUAAACGAUUGGGAUACUAUUUCCCAAGUCAAGUUGAAAAUCCUCGACGCAAUUUUUAAAAAUACCCCGUUUUCAAUGAGACCAUCUGUACACGAAGUUGACCUGGAAUGGAGGCAUGGACGAGGAGGACAUCUCACAUUACAGGAUGAAGACCUAACCACAAAAACAAUUAACGGAUGGAAACGCCUUAACACAUUGGCUCAUUAUGGAGUAAAAGAAUCAGCUGUAAUGUCACUAAUAGCUAGGCAAAAUGAUAACUACCAUAUACCCUAUGGGAAAACCCAAAAUCCGGCACCUUACCACAAUUUUUAUUUUAUAAAUAAUUCGCAAAGCCAUAUUAUAAUUAAUAAUGACAUCGAGUCAGGACUGCAGCAGCCUCGACUUUACCAUCUUAUCAAGCCCAUUAUACCUGAUCAUUAUAUGAACAUUAAAAACUCCGUCUUAUCUGGAGCGUCACCAGCAAUGCCAUCAUCGCAUUUGGUAAACAGUUGUAACGAGAGGGUCAACAAAACGAUACCAGAAGUCUAUUUAACACGUCUUUUGGCCACUAAAGGAACUAUACAAAAAUUUGUGGACGAUUUCUUCUCAAUUAUUUUAACUGUUAAUGAGGAGUUACCACCUGCAGUGAAAUGGCUUUUUGAUUUACUAGAUGAAGCUGCGCGACGUCAUGAUAUUGCUGAUACUGAUAUUGUACACGCUUGGAAAUCAAAUUGUUUGCCCCUUCGAUUUUGGGUUAAUUUUAUAAAAAAUCCAGAUUUUAUAUUUGACGUCAACAAAACUUUUUGUGUGGAUUCCUGUUUAAGUGUCAUCGCGCAAACUUUUAUGGAUGCUUGUUCAACAUCGGAACACAGGCUUGGAAAAGAUUCUCCAUCAAAUAAGUUGCUUUUUGCGAAAGAUAUCCCCAACUAUAGAAUAAUGGUUAAGGAAUUUUACCGCGAUGUGUCAAGGCUUCCACAAAUAAGCGACCAGGAAAUGAGUACAGCUAUGCAACAACUAUCUGUAAGGCAGAAUGAUGAAUUUGACACGAUUUCUGCAUUAAAAGAGUUAUAUAUUUAUAUAACGAAAUAUAAGGAACAGAUUAUGGAAGCACUUGAGAACGAUAUAAAUUGCAGGAAGAUGCAACUUUCCCGAAAAUUGGAAAAUGUUGCUAAUACGCUCGAUGGUGACGGAUCAUCUAAUUGCUGACAUACACAUGAUAUUUUAGGAAUUGUUUGGUAUAUAAAAUACAUUAACUUUCCAUUUUGUUUUUUAGCGAGAACAAUAUUAACUAAUUGCCACUCAGCAAAAAGUUUUAAUUUCUUUAGUUAAAGAAGAAAAAAAAGGUCAUGCACAAGAAGCAGGCUUUGUAAUAUAAGAACAAUACCCUACCGCUAUUAUUACGAAGAAGAGAUACACAACAUUUUUGUCGAAAUAUUAAAUAUUUUUAUUUUAGUAUUUACGCAAAGGCUCGCACUGAUUGUUUUUACGGAAUUUUUAAUAUAGUAUGGCAGCACCAUAUUUAAAAGCCUUAUAUCCGAAAGUCGUGAUAAUAUACUGCCAUACUUUAGUAAGUGAAUAAUUAAUGUUAGUAAUAGUCUUAAAAACGCAAACUUAGCUAUUAAUUAUACCAGCUACAAAAUAAAAUAGACCUCAUCGAAAACGACUUUGGUUUUUCGAUAAAGUACAACUACCUGAUUAAGAUAAGGGCACUUAAAAUGUUUAGUAUGGUGUCAAAUUUGUAUUUAAAUGUCAAUGUUCUUGUUAUAGAAUGUCCUUUAACUUCCUUAUGCACAUAAUUAAGUUCCAGUCAUUAGUUUAGAAGUUACGCCUCGUCAAAGUUUUAUAAAGUUACAAUCUUUUUUCUAUUAUUUUUUCGAAUAUUCCUAUGAGACCCGCUCGUUCCGACA